This is a messenger RNA of Letharia columbiana, 1545 nucleotides long. RefSeq lists its product as uncharacterized. The record is from RefSeq and is a predicted model, not a curated record. Bases 1 to 1545 code for a protein of 514 amino acids. The transcript has 4 exons. NCBI's taxonomy places the organism in Eukaryota, Fungi, Ascomycota, Lecanoromycetes, Lecanorales, Parmeliaceae.
AUGCAGCACUUUACAGAGUCCUCUACUCAAGAUGAAAAAAAGCCGACAGAGCUUCCCGACAGGACCUCAACUUACAGCCCUGUACCGCAGAAAGAUGCUGCGGCCUUCUCUCCAACCGCCGCCGUGGUGUCUCCCAUGACAUCCGAUCACGGCAUACCCGAUGUCGCCUCCCUCGGUCCCGCUUCGCCCGGGCUGCAUUCGCUCAGGACGCCGGAUCCAACGGAAAAGGAAUACACACCUCACUCGACAGAGAAGGAAUUCUGGGACCAACCGGCGUUGGAAGUAUCCGAGAGGAGAAACGAUGCGCCUCGCAAGCAUGGGCGGAAACCGUUGCUCUUUUGGAUCGUAGGUCUGGUCGCUUGUCUGGUGAUAGGACUUGCUAUUGGACUCGGUGUGGGCUUGACUCGAAAGUCGAGCAAUGGGUCAUCGGCCCCUGCUAACCCACCACCGCCUGCACCAACCUCUAUUCCUCAAGAUUUCUUAUCGACUGUCGGAGCAUUCAAUGGCUCCGGGAUAGCCUUGGCUUCCGAGUCCUUCGCCUCCGGCGGCCACGGAGCAAUUGUCAUGUACUUCCAACAUCACUCUGGCCAAUUACGUUCCGCGCAGCUAGCAAGCGAUGGGACCUGGCAAGGGGGAGACAUCACCGACAUUGUCGCCAGCAACGCCAAGAAUGGAACCCCCAUAGCCGCUGUAGCCUACGCUAGAAACCAAACCGCUGCUUGGCAUAUAUUCUAUAUCAACGUCAACAAUACCGUCACCGAGAUCAUCAACGAUAACGCCACUAACGUCUGGAGGCCUGGACCUAUCAACGACCUCAAUCUGCAAGCCAUGAAUGAUCCCAACGUCGGCCUCGAGGCUUGCUGGUACGGUAGUUUCUACAGCGACACCGCCUACAACCAUUCCCCAGUCCCUGGCCAGACCACGGGUACAGGGAACAGCUCCGACCAAACCGUCGGCAUACAUCUCUGGUACGCCAGCAACGCCACCACUUUCGACUCCGUGGGCUGGACCUACGGCGACGACACAUGGACCGAGCAGCAAACCUUCAGCGGGUACAACGGCCACGGGGGCGUGGGCUGCUACUCCUGGGGUCCCGGCAGCGACACGUAUGUGUUCUUGGUCAACCUGAAGAACGAAGUCAACAUACUGUGGAAAGACUUGAACACGACGCUCGUGGGCAACAGCACCCAUCCGGUCAACACAUGGACAAAGAGCGACAUCAGCAUCCCCGUCGUCCAAAACAGUUCCAUGGGUUACACCAACUACCUCUACGUCCAAAAACCCGACCUCACCAUCGGCGGCUUCAACGUCACCUUCGCCGCCGAAAACACCACCAUCCCCACCGACCCGGCCGACACCUUCGUCAUCAACGGCGCCCAAGGCCUCCCCGGCACCCAUCUGUCGGUCACCGCCCUCCCCGACAAUUCCGGGGGCAAUUCCUUGCUGGCGUUCUAUCAGACGAACGGGACGGACAUCACCGAGUUCGUGCGGGAUCUGGACGCGGGCCAGUGGACGAGUUCGAGCGUGCCGAUCCCGAAUUCGUGA